AAAGGCUGUGCUUCUCCACAGGAGACCAAAGAUCCAAAGGAGACACUACAGCAAUGCUCAGCUAAGCUGUCCAAAGCAAUGUCAGCUAACGUUAGUGAUGUAGCUAAUGCAUUGUUUUCUGAUGACCUGAUAACACAAGGGACUAAAGACUAUGUAGUGACAGCAGAUGGUGUUUCUGCUUCUACUAAAGCCAAUAGAUUAAUGACUGAUGUCAUGGGUCAGUUAGAAGCUUUUGAUGAUGAAAGACAGUAUUUAGUUAAAGUGUGUCAUGUAUUGACUCAACAAGGUGCAGCUGUGAAACAGAUAGGAAACAUUAUGCUUAAAGAACUAGGAGAAGACACUGCUACUGUCCAUCCUCCUCCUCCUCAAAGUGGAGCUAGUGUUGCUAGUGAAGCUGCUACACCAAACACUCCUCCUUCUAAUGAUGAGUCAACUUCUCCUGCUACAAAACAGAGUACUCCUCCACAAAGAAGUGUAUCUGAGACUGGAAGCACUGGCUCUCCACAGGAAGCAAGAAGUCCUAGUAUGUUGUUCACUCAUUAGCCAUGUCUAAAUUCAUUUGAAAGUAUUGUUUUGUGAAGAAUAUGUACAUGUACAUGUA
Molecule: messenger RNA, 601 nt
Organism: Amphimedon queenslandica
Lineage: Eukaryota; Metazoa; Porifera; Demospongiae; Haplosclerida; Niphatidae
Exons: 5
Coding region: 79-543 (154 amino acids)
Source: RefSeq, a predicted model, not a curated record